AUGAACUCCAUCUUGCACACUUGCACACACUCAGAUAAUGACACAUUGACGAGAAUGACCGAUGACCAAAUGUAUGCAGCAAUAUUUAACUAUAUUGACCACUUGUUCGACAUCAUAAAACCCAAAGAGGUGUUCUAUAUGGCCAUCGAUGGUGUUGCUCCGCGGGCUAAAAUGAACCAGCAGAGAUCUAGACGAUUCAGAACUGCGUACGAGGCCGAGGAGAACUUGCGAAAGGCCAUUUCUCAGGGAGAGGUUAUUCCAAAAGAGGACCCUUUUGACUCUAAUGCCAUUACUCCAGGUACUGAGUUCAUGGCUAAAUUGACCAACAAUUUGAAGUAUUUCAUCCACAAGAAAAUCACCGAGGACAACCGCUGGGCAAAUAUCAAGGUCAUAUUAUCGGGUCAUGAGGUGCCAGGUGAAGGUGAACAUAAAAUCAUGCAAUUCAUUAGAUCGAUGAAGUCACAGGAUGACUACAAUCCAAACUUAAGGCAUUGUAUCUAUGGUUUAGAUGCCGACUUAAUUAUGUUGGGUUUGGUUACGCACGAUCCACAUUUUUCUUUGCUUAGAGAAGAGGUUGUCUUUGGCCCAAGCUCCAGAAACAAGAGUGGCGAUAUUCAUGAACAAAAUUUUUAUUUGUUGCAUUUGUCCUUAUUGCGGGAAUACAUGGGCUUAGAAUUCCAGGAUUUAGAAGGCGAAUUGCCUUUUGAAUACAGUUUUGAGCGUGUGUUGGAUGAUUUCAUUUUGAUUAUGUACGUCAUCGGUAAUGAUUUCUUGCCUAACUUGCCUGAUUUGCAUAUCAAUAAGGGUGCAUUCCCAUUCUUGAUCGGUGCCUUUAAAGAGAGUUUGAAGCAUAUGGAUGGUUAUUUGAAUGAGGGAGGAAAAAUAAACUUCAAAAGAUUUGGCACCUGGCUUGAGUACCUUUCGGAAUUCGAGUUGGAGAACUUUGAAAAACAAAACGUUGAUGCAGAAUGGUUCAAUAAGCGUUUGGAGCUUAUUUCGAUUUCUGGAGAGAAAAAGAGAGAACGCUCAGGCAAAUUGUUGAUGUUGAAAGAUGAGAAAAAAUUAGUGAGUAUCCUCAAGCCUUGGUUAUUAGAAACUGGAGUUCUCCCCAUCUCCCAACUUACCGAUUUGGCAAAUAAAGAUGCUUUGCCCACAUGCAGCUUACCAUCAGACUUGGCCAAGGCUCAUAUGGAAUUUCUUAAGACUUUUGCAUUGGAAACAGGCAUCCUUAUUGUUCACUCGAGAUCUAAUGACACUUACGAGGCAACGAUAGAUGUGGAUGGUAUUUCACCUUAUGAGACAGAAGAUGAAUUCAAUGAGCGUGUUGUUAAUUUGAGGAAGACGAUAAAAAACUACCAAUCUUCGAAUUUGGUUGCCACAGAAGAAACAAUGAAAGAGGCCAAGGACUUGUACGAUGAGAAGUUUGUGAGAGCGAAGGAUGAAUACUACAAAAAGAAAUUGCAUUUUUCUAUCCACGACGAGGAAAAGAUGAUUGAAUUUACUAGACAUUAUCUUGAAGGUUUACAAUGGGUCUUGUAUUAUUACUACAAAGGUUGCGCUUCGUGGAACUGGUACUUCAGAUACCACUAUGCUCCUAGAAUUUCUGAUGUUGCAAUGGGCGUGAAGGACAUGUUGGAGAAGAAUCAAGACGAAAUCCACUUUGACCUUGCUACGCCGUUCAAACCAUUUGAGCAAUUGAUGGCAGUUUUGCCAGCUAGAUCUCGCAAAUUAAUGCCUGACGUGUACAGAUCUCUAAUGACGGACGAGCAUUCUCCUAUUAUUGAUUUCUAUCCUCACGAGGUUGAAAUUGAUCUCAACGGAAAAACAGCGUCAUGGGAAGCUGUUGUUUUACUUAGUUUUGUUGACGAAAAGAGAUUAUUGGAAGCCUUGAAACCAAUUGAAGCAAAAUUGACUCCAGCAGAAACGAAAAGAAACAGUUAUGGCCAAGACGUCAUCUUCAUCCGGAACCCGCAGAAUGAUAAUGUGUAUCCGACACCAUUGCCUGGGUAUUUCCAGGAUCUCGAGCACGACCAAUGCUACGAAGAAUUUUUUACCUUACCUCCGGUUGAUGCCAACUUUAAAUUCGAGUUACCAGAAGGUGCUAAAUUGGGUAAAGAAGCAUUGGCGGGCUUCCCUACUUUAUACACUGUUCCGUUUGAAAGUAAAUUAGCUUUGGCCGAAGUGAAGAUUUUUAACUUCCCAUCUAAGUCUGAGAGCAUGUUAUUAAAAGUUGGUAAUAUGUGGGAAGAUAUUUCGAUUAACCAGUUUGCUUACAAGUUUUUGGGUAAGGUCGUCUAUUCCAAAUGGCCCAACUUAAUUGAGUCUAGAGUCACGCAAGUAUGGGGUCUUGAAUCCAAAUUUGAGUAUGUCAAGUCAGGUGCUGGAAGACGUGUGGUGGCAACACCUUUGUCUCCUGAGGAGAACCGUGAAUUCCUGGCUAUCAAAGGGAACUUGAAGCUGAAAUACGAGAAGACUAAGGGGGUAAUCUUGAAAAAAAUUGAGGCUGUGGUAUUUGUCCAACAUGUGAAGGGCUUGGUGAGAACCCAAAAAGGUGCGUACGUCAAAUCCUUCCAUGAUGAAGCGGAUGUUUUCCCAAUGCAAUUGAUUGUGGAAAAUGUUGUCAACGAGGACGAAAGAUAUGCUUCUAGACCCCCUGUUCCUAUUGAGGAAGAAUUCCCUAUCGGAUUACCAGUUGUCUUUUUGGGUGCUUUUGCUUAUGGUGCACCAGCAAUAGUUAUGGGCUAUACGGGUGAUAAAUUGAAUGUUCUGAUUCAAAAGAUUCAAUCUGCUUUGGAACCAGACAUCGGAAGAAAAAGAUACAACAUCGAAAAUAAGGAAAUUCCCUACGUGGCAUCUUAUGAUGCUGCAAAGAUUUUGGGCAUCAAUGGUCUUCUCUUGUCCAAGAUCACAGGAAGCUUUAUGUUAAGAGACAGGGGAAUGAGCAAAGUGAACAUCGGGUUGGACUUGAAAUUUGAUGUUCGCCGCUUGAAGGUGCUAGGCUAUACCAGAAAGAAUGGAAAAUUCUGGGAAUACUCGCCCCUUGCCAUUGAUUUGAUUAAAGAGUAUAAAUCGAAGUUCCCUAAAGUCUUUGCCCAAUUAUCAAAGCUUGGAUCUCGCAGAGAUAUGCCAUCGACAUCAGAGAUCGGUAGCCCAGAAGAAUUGAAGCAAAUUGUUCAGUGGUUGAAGAAAGCUAAGUCUGGCUUAGUUCAAGUAUCCUUGGAAUCUAGUUCGUUGACUAAAUUUAGUAUUGCUGCGAUAGAGACUUACAUGGAUAACUACAUCACCCGGCCUUUGACUUUGGACCUGAAGGAUGUGAAGGCAGUUCCAAAGGACGCGGUUAUCAACCCAAGUACUUCUUACAGCUUGUUGCAAAAUCAACGGUUUACACUCGGAGACAGAAUCAUUUAUGUUCAAGAUUCAGGAAAGGUGCCAAAGCUUUCCAAGGGAACAGUUGUCGCGAUUACCACUGUGGGAAGCAAGACUUCUUUGAGCGUUGUUUUCGACCAUCCUCUUGUCACAGGUAACAAUAUGAAUGGAAAAUUGAAGAGUAACAGGGGUCUUAUAAUUGACUCGUCGCUUGUGUUGAAUAUCACCAAUAGGCAAUUGGUGUACCACUCUAAUGCUUCUAAGGGAAAGAAGACUCUCAGUGAUGCUGAAAGAGCGGCUCUUUUGAGUAAGAAACAGGCAGCAGACCGGGCUGUCAAAGAAGAAAACCAUAAGACCACAAACGAGUUGUUGGCUUUGUUGAAUAAGUCGGCAGACAAACGUGGUGAUAAGGGUUCGGACAAGGGCUCAGAGAAUGGAGUAGAUAAAUCUGCGCCAAAAUCAAACGUGGAAAAAGAGAAGGAAUCACAAAGCGUGACUGAUGAUGUUCGCACAAAUCCCACCACAAUAAAACAGAUUUAUGGUCAGAUUUACUCGAACAUUAUGAACCAGGGAGUUGUUAUGCCCGGGAUGGUAGAGGUGCCUCCAUAUGCGGCAUCUCAAGGUAUGCAAAUGCCCCACGGGCCAGUACCUCAAGGUAUACCUGUCCCUCAGGGUAUGCCAAUGCCAGGUAUGCCAGUUCCUCAAGGCAUGCCAGUACCACCUGCGGGAUUUCCGCAACCUAUUUUCAAACAGGCACCCAAUCAAGUACUGAAUGGAUCCGAAACAGUUUCUGAAGAUACUCCUUCGAAUGAUCGGACUUCAGGAAACUCCAGGGGUGGUCGUGGUGGAUCUCGCGGUAACAGAGGAUCUUACAGAGGUAGAGGUCGUGGUAGAGGCAGAGGCCGUGGAGGAAAGCCACAAAAUUGA
Molecule: messenger RNA, 4293 nt
Organism: Clavispora lusitaniae ATCC 42720
Lineage: Eukaryota; Fungi; Ascomycota; Pichiomycetes; Serinales; Metschnikowiaceae
Gene: KEM1
Product: chromatin-binding exonuclease
Biological process (GO): nuclear-transcribed mRNA catabolic process
Molecular function (GO): 5'-3' exonuclease activity; nucleic acid binding
Source: RefSeq, a predicted model, not a curated record